CACGAUUCCAAGAUGGCGGAUCAGGAAGAACAAGAAUUCACUACUUCAAAGCGAGCUCGUUGGUCAUCAGAGAGUUCUUGCGAUCAGAAUACUAGCUUUGUAGACACUAUAGAUCAAAGAGAAUCAAACGAGGGUUCUCUUUUACGUCUAAUUGAGUCUGAACAAAAUUAUUUGGUCGAAAGUCAACCGUCGGAAAUAGAAUUACGUGAACAACAUGGCGUCCAUGUAUCAUCGGAUAGACUCGAAAGCGACGAUUUCCCGACCUGUUUUAGCGUCGAAGACGACUUAGAUGAUAUAGAUGAACACCAUUUUCAACCAAUAGCAGGUAAUAAGAAAUUUUGUGCCCUGAAAUCACUAUGAAUGUUAGCAUUUACUACUAUCGGGUGUCCGCCAUUUUGUUUUAAAUUGUUUUAAGGUGAACAAUGACAAUUUUAUGGCUGAACUUUAUCCCUUCUAGCUUAAUUCCCUUCAAAUACCAUAUUUUCUAUCAAAGAAAAGGUGUUGUGCAACGAUAUCUAAACAUAAUAACCAGGCCAGCCACAACAUGAAGUACACACCCAACCACUCUAGUCUGCUACUCAGCCAUUUUUAGUGUCUUCAUGCAACUUGCCUCCCCACAAGCGGCUGCUGAGAAUCGAACCACACUCCUUUCACUUUGUAUUUGUGGUCUAAAGAACAAACCAAUCAUGGAUAAGAACCUGACAAUACAUGAACUGCAGGGCACUAGGAAGGGAAAAUGCUUCUCAAUUUUCGACAAAUCAAUCAAUCGUCGCUAAAUUUGGGUGGGCUGUGAGUCUGCAAGCAACAAAAAGGUUAGUUUGCAGAAAAGUUUGUUUUAAGCGGUUAGCAAAGGUCCAAGUGAAAAAAAAAGUUUGAUAGGCCCACAAGACUCUUACCAGGAUCUCAUAAAUUUUGACUAGGACUUGACUAUGACAACACUACUCUAGUUGGUUACUUGUUUUCACGGGAAGAUUUUGAUUGUUCUGUCAUUCACACAUGGGGCACCAAUAGAGGCAAAGCUGCCCUGCAAACGUGGCGCAAACACCUUCCAGAAAACGGAAGCUGGAUUCUAAUUGGUUAACUGCAGGAAAGGAAUGUGGUUCAAUUCUCAGAAGCUGUUUGUGGGGAGGAGCGUUGCAUGACGACACUAAAAGUGGCUGUGUAGCAGACUACAACCACCCCUCCCCCUCCAUAAUUCUUCAUGCAAGGUCCCAUAUACUCCUCUGCAGAAUUCAUGCAGGGAAAAAAAACAGCAACCUUUUUGGAGACUGUUAUUUUUACACUCAUAAAAAGAUCUCAAAUAAAUAUAUGCAAAUGUUUUACAUGGGUAAAAUUCAUUUUUCAGGUUAAAAAAAAUCAGCAUUUCUUUGUCUCCUACAUGUAUGAAUAAUUUAUCAGGGCGAGGACAAGGAAAAGGAUAAAAGUUGGAUGAAUUCUGGGUUAUCCUGAGAACAGAUUUUACCUACAAUAUAAUUGCCUCAUAAACAGAGGAUAUUACAUGGCCGUGCGGAGAUAUGAAAUUUCUCUUCGAGUGUUGAAAAAUAUUUCCCGAGUGAGUGUAGCGAACGAGUGAAAUAUUUUUUCAACACGAGAAGAGAAAUUUCGUAUCUCCAAGCAGCCAUGUAACGUUCUAUUUAUUAUGUAAACACCAAUGAACUACCAAACCAUUUCACUUUGAUAGUUUUUUGGUGUGAAAGGCGCAAUUUAUUAUAUAGCCAUAGCAACGGUGAUAUUCUCACAUGUGAAGAUAUCAAUUUUUCGCGCGAAAGCUCACCUGGUAUUUCAUUGGUGUUUAUAUGAUAAUAGCCCUUAUCAACUUUCACUAAGUGCAGGUUUUUCUUUUGAAGUUUUGAAGUAGACGGAGGCUUCUGUAACGUAGCCAGCAGGAAAGACCCACCCCUUUGGAGGGGCUCAAGGGGCAUGCACCAUCAGAAAAUGUUGAAAACUUGAAUACUGAAAACAUAUUUCACAUUUAGGGCAACAAGAGAUUAGAGUGCUUUAACAAACCAAAAUUAAACUGUACAACUACUGUACCGGUAUUUAUUCGAUUAAGUGCCCAAGUACCUCAAAUUAGCACCCACCUCGAAUAACUGCCCAUCCUGUUGGGAGGAAAAUUUAAUAAGCGCCCAGCCUUGAAUAGGCGCCCACCCCCACCCACAACCCUCCCUACCCCCCACAACAACAACAAUAAAACCUAAAGUGGACAAGAAGAGUUGGUUGUUGUUUCUUUACUGCCCUAUCUGCUUCUCCUCGUAUGACCCAUUUGUAGAUGUAAUGCUGUGAGACAUCUACGAGGCAACACCAGAUGGUUCACUUAAUGGUCUUUCUCACAAUGAGAUAGAAAUUGACAAGGGACAGUGCUACUAAGAGAUUUCCUGGAGGACCGAGUUUGGUAGUAUUUUUAUUUAAAGAAAAAAGCUUUCAAUGAACAGUUAAAAUUCUGCUCUGACACAUCUUCACUUUUGUUAUUGUUCACUGCUUUGUUGCCCAGAAUAAUGGAAAUUUAAAAGCACCCAGGCUUGAAAAAGUGCCCACCUAAAAUAAGCGCCCACUCUCAAGGCCCAAAAGUUUAAUAAGUGCCCAGGGCGCCUAAUCAGAUAAUUAAUACUAUAAUCAUAUUCUAUUGUUUGUGUUUCCCUUUUUGAAAAACACUUGUCUUUCAACUUACCUUUGGGAAAUUUGUUUACUUCAAGGUCCCAUGGGCUGGAUCCAGCGUCAGAUGACUCUUGGUAUUAAUCCUGAAGAUAUUUUGGCUUAUAUGCUACCCCAUACCCAGCUGGUAAGACAGGAUUAGUAGAUUACUAAUGCUGUAUAUGUAAUAUGCAGUUUGACCCAUUCGCCCCCGAACUGCCCGUAACUGCCUGUGCGGAUCCACGUCCCUUCUUUUGUUGUGACAUCAUCAGUUUUAAUGGUCAAGGACAACUAUGUCCACUAACUUGUGCAGAGUGAAGAGAUCUUUCAAACUGUACCAGAAUGAACACAAUUCAGUCGAGGAUAGUGGAGAAAAAGGUAGAAAAUCUUGUAACAUUGACCUGAAAACUUUCAUGAAAAUCUUUUUCCACUAGUCAUCUACCUUUCCUUUCAUCUAAUCCUAAGAUCCUAAAAGCUUUCCCAAAAACUUUUCCCACCAAAAUGAAGUCUGUUUAAAAAUGCCCAGCAAAAGAAAAAAAAUGAGGCAAGAAAAAGCGAGAAAAGAGAGUAGGAGAGAAAGCUAAAAGUAAAAGUCAAGACUGCUGUGUUGCUUGUAAACCCAAAAAAUAUGUCAUAAUUUUGCUUUCUGCACAUGCCCGAACUUCCCAAGCUAAUAUUAAUUUGCAUCUGGAUCAGAAGGCCGUGUAGUGUAUGACCUUGAAAUGGCUUUCUGGUGAGUUUGAGCUCUUUAUAGUAUGGCAGUGACCAGAAAACCACUCAAAUAUCUUCAAAACGCAUUUUUGGCAAAAUUUCCACGGGCGAAUGGGUUAGAUACAUUUAAUUAUAGCUGUAUAAGCAUUUUGUGUUUUGAUAAUAUUUUUUAUAAAAAAUUGAAAAAUUAUAAUGAUUUUUAAUUUUUCAAAUUCAAUAAUAUUGAACCUGCUAUAAUAUUGGCACUGUUAUGGUUUUCUCCCAACUCAAGCAUGUAUUCCAGUUAAUUGGACAAGAAUUUAUUAUGUUCCAUGGAACAUAACUCCUUGACUUUUAAUGGUGAACAAACUUACUUCCACUCAAUCAGCUCAGGCAUCUUGAAACCAAUGAAAAUAUCAACAAAAUUUGUUUUCACAGUCAUGACAAAAAGAACUAUUUUAUAAUUUGUUUUAAUUCUCCGAGGUGAGCAUCAGUGAGUAUCGAGUAAACAAAAUGGACUGUUUCCCUUCUGUCAGUAAGAUCUUAUUGACUGUUGAGGUAUCCUGACAACAUCUUGUAUUUUGUUGUCUGUUAAAAAGUUAAGUAAAUUAAAUUAAGCUUUUACGUUAAGCGACCUAAAAUUUCAAGCCUAGUUAAGUUUACAUGUAGUUGCCUACAUUAUUUGGUUUUUAUUCAUUUGCAUAGUAUUUUACAAGUGGAUGCAGUAGAAAAAAUAUAAACUUGGUGUAAACAAGUAUGUCAUUCAUAUUUAUUUAAUUUGGUACCCAAGUUUAAAUUGCUUUGCAGCCUCCUGCCUUGGACAAGGGAACCUUGUGGAAAGUCAUCAUUGAUAUCCUUACAGAGCCCACCCCAAGACAAAAACUGGACCACAUCAACUUCCUGGAUGAUGUUGUGGAGCUUCUUCGAGGAUCAAAGAACGUUAUUGUUCUCACAGGGGCUGGGGUAUGUUAUCUGAGAUUUGUCUUCAUUAACAAACCUUGUUGGAAUGAAUGUGCACAAAGUGCACAUGAUAAAUAAUAUAACUUUACGUUUUUCUAGUAGAUCAAUAUAAUACAGUGAAAGCUCUAUUAGGCGGACCCCCAAUUAAGUGGACACCCUCUUUUAAGCGGACACUAAGCCGCGUCCCAAAAUUAACGUCUCAUAUUUCCCUUUAUACCGAACCUCUUUUCAGCAGACACCUCUAUUAAGCGGACGCGGACACUAAAAUAAGUUGUAUUUGGCUAAUUUCUAUUGUUAAAAACCUCUAUUAAGUGGACACCGGACUGAAUUGACAAUAGUAGUAUUGGAUUACAUCCUUGAAAUACGGACUGAAGUCAGUUAAAAUGUUUUUGCAUUUACAAACAAAUUAAAGUUGUAAUGAAAGGUAAUGAACUUGAACUCUGGAUAGCUUCUUUAACAACGUGCAACUUUAUCACAGUACAGAGUAACCAUUGAAUGUUGAUCGUUAACAAACAUUGUGAAAUUUUUACAACCUCUAUUAAGCGGACAUUUCGGAAGGUCCUGAAGGUGUCCGCUUAAUAGAGGUUUCACUGUAAUUCCUAUUUUAGGGACAUGAAAUUAUUUAAAUCAGGAUGUCUGCUCUUUAUGGCUUCAUUUAUAAUAAUUAAAUUUGUUUACCCACAAGCACUUAGGAGUUCUUGAGAACUAUUUUGCUUGUGUCUGUGUGUUCCAGAUCGAAUUGGAAUUUGAAAAAAACCUUUGGAGCAAGGGAAAGAACCAACAACAAACUCAAACCAUAAAUGGCCUCGACGCCAGGAUUUGAACCGGUCAAGGUGGUGGGAGGCGAGUGCUCUCACCAUGGUGCCACCCUUGCUCCUCCAUCUACAUGUACAAAACAAAUUUCCAACAAAAACUAAUACCACAAAUUUCUGUGUUCCUAUUUUAGGUAUCUGUGUCUUGUGGUAUCCCUGAUUUUAGAUCUCGAGAUGGAAUUUAUGCUAAGCUAAGUGUUGAGUACCCAGAUCUUCCAGACCCUCAAGCUAUGUUUGACAUUGAGUACUUCUAUCAGAAUCCAAGACCAUUCUUUAAGUUUGCUAAGGUAAAGAAAUUCUUUGAUGUUAGUGAAAAAUACAUGUACAUGUUGUAUAUAUAAUAAUGCCAACUCCUGAAGUAUCCUGGAUACCAUUCACAUCUCCUGGUUUCCUGUAUGAGUCACCAUACAGCGUACACCACCAUGAGUGUACUUUGGACUACAGCCCAUUUUCGCGAAAAUUUUAAACUUUUUUGAUCAUAGUAUGCUCUCUGUGGCAACAUUUGCUCCCAUUACGUCACUGACAAGUUCAUUUUUUGUAAGGUGGCAGGGCUUGAUGUUUGGGGCUACUGAAAAAGAGACACUAUCAGAGAUUUAUAUUUUAGAUUUCCAUGCGUUGGCAUCUCGGUGAAUUUUAGUUGUUAAAUUUCUUAGAGUUUGGCCGGUAAUGUUUAUCAUGACUGUUGUUUUUAUAAUAGGAAAUCUAUCCUGGACAGUUUGCUCCCUCACUGGGUCAUCGAUUCAUAAAGCAGCUGGAAUCAAAUGGUCAGCUUUUGAAGAACUAUUCACAGAAUAUUGACACACUGGAACAAAUAGCAGGCAUAGCAAGAGUAAUCCAAUGUCAUGGUUAGUUUUAGAUAUAAAAUAUAGAAGUAAAGAUGUAUUACAAACAAUGUUUAGUGUAUCACUGAAAUACAUGUACAGUCGAACCUCCAUGUGCGACCACCUCUUGUAAACGACCACCUCCCAUAAGUUACCACCAAUCCAAAACGGCAAAAUUUUCUCAGUCAAAGCCUUACAUUUGGAACCUCUUGUAAACGACCACCUCCUGUAAGCGACUGCGACCACUUUUUGGGCCUGAUGGUUUAUGAUUUUCCAUUGUUUUUAACCUCUUGUAAGCGACCACUUUAUACAUUCUCUGAUCUCUAUUAAACUACGUUACUUAGAAUGAUUAUAUGAAAUACUUUAGUGACAACAUGGAACUACACAUAUCCUAACUUAAAAAUUGAAUGCAAUAAAUUAUCUUCCAUAAAGUAAAUGUGCCUGGACCUCUUCUUGGAAGAGACCUCCUGGGGUUCGAUUCUUGUAAACAACCACCUCCUGUAAGCAACUACUCAGUCUUUGCAUUUUGGGUGGUGGCUUACGGUUACAGGAGGUUCAUGUCCUGUAAUUGUAAUCAGGCUGGAACUUUUGAGAACACUAGAAAAGUGUCUCUUCAGUGAUCUCUUUUCAAAACUGUGUUUUAUUUUUCCUUCUUAGGGUCUUUUUCUACAGCAUCCUGUACAAACUGUAAACACCAAGUGUCUUGUGAAGUCAUAAGGGAAGAAAUUUUCCAACAGGUUUGUACACUUUUAAGAGUUCACCAACUUAAGCACUGGGGAUGUUGAAAAAAAUAUAUACAUAACCCUAAAAAGAUAGCCUGUUAUAGCAAUCUCUCUGGUGCACUCUGGCAGUGGGGCAAAAAUGAAAGAGAGCUGGCAGACACAUCUCAGAAAUUUGAAUUCUGUCUCCAGUGGCUCCCCUGUGGCUCCCCAUCAUCUGAGCUGUCAGAUUUUGGUCAAUCAGCUUGGCGUGGAAAUGAGUGUCAACUGUAAACAAGCAAAUUUUCCACAAGCAAACAGAGUUCUGAAAGUAUGGCUGCUGAAAAAUAAUAUUGGGGAUUACUAGAAAAUCAUCAAGUUCUCGGUUCUGUAGUCAGGUUGUUGAGGGUACCAGAUCAAGAGAACAACACUGAAAAAGUGGCAAACCGCCUCUAACACCUGCAUUAGACAAGAUAUUUUGCAUGCAUUGUGGCCUAACUUGAACUGAAAUCAUUUCCCCCCUGUUUUGAAAUGAUAACUUUGACCUAUUAUAAAUACUAAUUCUCCAUCUCAUUAUGUCAGUCUUCCAGUCCUAAACUACUAGAGUUUGUUCAAUAUUUUCAGGUCAUUCCACUUUGCCCAAAAUGCCCACAAGAUGGGAGCUGUUUUGCCAUUAUGAAACCUGGUAAAUCCUGAUAUUUUAUUUAUCAUUUUUGUUUGCAUAGAGCAGUUGUUGACCAACCUUACUAUACAAUAUGAGUGCCCAGUUUAGGGUAGUGGUGUUUAAGGGUGAGAUCACAGGGAUCAUUGCUUAAAAAUCCAAGUUACCUGUUCUUUCAAAAGUGAAGACUUAAAUCCAUGACCUAUAUAAAUGUUGAUGAUAUCAAGAAAUUAUUUUAAGCCAAAUUAAGAGAGGAAAUUCAUAUUCCUUAAAUCAUGACUUCCUUGAAUGGUAACAACUACAAAAUACAGGGCCAUGGGUCUUAAACAGUAGUGGCUCAGUGGCUCGCUAGUCGAGACAAGUGUUUAAAAAACAAAAAAGAUAUAGGACUUAUAUGUAUAGGGCUGAAUUUUAAAAAAAGAUGUAAAAGUAUAAAAUUUUAAGAGCAAGUAAAUUAAGUAUAUGUUUUCGUGGCUUGGUGGCUCAAUAUUGCCCGCAGUCGGGGCCAACUUCUUAAAGAUCGAGAAAGGUAUAUAUUUUAGUGGCUCAGUGGCUCAGUGGCUCUUCAGUUGAGGUUGUAGUUUAGUGGCUCGACAGCUUGGUGACUCGUUUGUAGGGACUAUCGAGCUGCUGAGCCUCCGUGAUGAAUAUACCCAGAAACUUUGCCCUGCGUUCUGUAGUUAAGCCUUUAAGGAGCAAUUACAGAAUACAACAUAUCAAUUGUGUAGAUCUUUUAAGCACUACUCAGCUUGUGAAAGAUUAGAUAAGGUAGGGAAGUUAUUUACUACAGUAAAAGGAAGUGCUCAGCAGGAUCCUCUCAGUAUUUUGACAUUUGUUUCAGUUUAUUCCUUACAAUUAAACUUCACAUACAUUUCAAGCCAGUUUUAAGAUAAUUGGCUUCUGACACACCCCGAAAAAGAGAAUAUAACUGUUAACCGUAUGUUGUAAAUUACUAGUGCAGUGGACUACCCAUAAAAUGACUUCCUUAUGUGAGUACUUACUCUUCUAAGGCGUUUACAUUAAAUGAUUGUACAGCAUGUAAAAGAGCUAUAGUCGUUCUUGAAAAUUUGAUUUCUGUUUUAUGUAACCUGGUGAAUCUUUAUUAUGACAGAUAUUGUUUUCUUUGGUGAAAGUCUUCCUCCAGAGUUUUAUCAUAACCUAGAAGCAGAUUCUGACAAGGUACGUGAAUGAAAUGUUAUUACUUAAUGGUGCAUAACUUACUGUACUGAAAUGCUUUCUGAAAGCUUAAUAGACUUCUUUUUUCUUGAUAAAUUUAUGUGAAAGAUGCUAGAGUAGACAAUGCAAAACACUAGACUGAAAACCUACGCUCAUGGAAAAGCUGCACGCAACAACUUAAGAGUGAAAGAUUUUUAAUAAAAAAAAAAUCGAAAUUCAUACCUAAAAAUGUUGUAGUUCAAAUAAUGUCUUAUUUUCCUUUUGCUUUCUACUCAUAGUCAUUCAUUACCUGGUUAACUCUGACAUAGAGUUUACUGUAAAUAGAGCAGUCAAGUUGAUCUUGGUAACUACAUGUAGGCCAUGACAUUGCUCUUGUUGUUCUUUAAACAGAUGGUUACUGAACUCUUGCUCCUGACUAGUCUUUGCAUAUUGGUGAAUUCAAGGAGACUAGGGUGAAUUGGGAAAGGGGGAUCUUCUAUAAACAACAAAUAAUCACUUUAUCGCAUGUAACAGGCAUUGUACCUUAGAUAUAACCAAACACAUCACUUUCCUGUUUGUUUAGGCUGAUUUACUGAUAGUCAUUGGAUCUUCCUUGAAAGUCAGACCUGUUGCUUUGAUACCUAGUAUGUAUGCAAUUAAAAUGUCGUUUUUACCGUUCAACAAGUCAGUUGUAUUCUAGUAAAUUGUGAGUUAGCACACUGCUUGCUUAAUGCCAUGUAUUUUCUACAUGUCACGUGGCAUUUUAUUAACCUUACAUUACUAGGGCCUAAUUAAACCAUAUUAAAAAGUGAAAAUCUCAAGAAUGGCAGAUCUAGUACCCCCUGACCAGUCCAUUUUGUUUUGUUUACUGAUGGUUUUAUUGAAUGACUUCUUGGCCACGCUUGUAAAUAGCCAACUGGUUGCCUUCUGCCAGUUGGGGUUUUUAAUCCUGUUAUGUUGUAUUUGAAUUAUUUGUUUCUAAAUAUUUGAGUGGAGUGCCUGUAAAUUAGCUGGACAAGCUAAGUGCAAUUUCCACUAUAAACAUGCCUUUAACCUUUAACCUUUUUUUUUUUUAAGCCCAUCCAUGUAUAAGCCCCUCCAAAUAUAAGCCCCCCAAACUCGUAAUUCAAAAACCCUCCGUUAAAUCACCCGUCCAAAUAUAAGGCCCCCCCCCCCCCCCGGGGGGGCUUGUACUUGGAAAUUGCCCUCAAAUACAAAGUAAAACAAAGCAAAAACGGUAAAUUUACUUCCAACUAUGAGGCUAGCCCAAUCAAUUUUGAAAUGCAAAUUUCCCUCCGUAGAUAAGCCCCUCCAAAAAUAAGCCCCUCAAAAAGGGCCUUUGAAAACUAUAAGCCCAGGGGCUUAUUUUCGGAAUUUUACGGUUUGCAAUAAUAUUAUUAGGCGGGGCAUUGAACAGCUAGGAAGUUCUUUGGGUCUCAUUUCCCUUUUGUUUUCUAUGAAUUAAAAAAAGCUGGUGGACAUAUUGAAUGCAACACAGCAGACUAACCUUCAGCACCUGGUAAUAGUCCAGUUUCGAAUUAAAAAUUACCGCUGAAUAUAAACAUUAAGGGCACAUUCAUACAGGGUUAGGCUCGACUUAAAGUAAAAUAUUCAGAAAUUCGGGCAAGUAAGUGUUUGAAAUUUGAAUAUACACAAUAGACAGGCUAAUAAACAGGUCUUUUUCUCGUUGGAAUUUGUGAAUAUAUUACUUCAGAUUGAAGCUAAGGCUGUAAAAAAUGCGUCUUCACUUCUUUAAUUCAGCAGUCAUAACGAACUCGAAAAUGGACUAUAGGCCAUAUCCGAGUUCCCCCGGGCCUCUGUUUCAAAACGACGGUAGGUGCUUAGCCUUUGAUAUAGAAAUCAUUUUUCAUUCUCAUGCAAAUAAAACUCAUUUUCACAAGAAAGGUUGUGCACCUAGCCUCAUUUUGAAAGGGAGGGUUUUUGGAACUCGGAAAUGGCCUAUUACCUGGACCUUAGAGAACUGGGCCCCAAUGCCCUCAUUAGUAACAGCAUCACUUUGCCUACUGUUAAGACUACCUUGGCAUAUAUUAACAGGAACCUUUUUUUGGUUCACCACAGGUCACCUACCUCCAGAGGUGCCUCAGAUUCUUAUCAACAGGGAACCUCUCAGGCAUAUGACAUUUGAUGUUGAGUUGCUAGGUGACUGUGACGUCAUCAUUACUGAGUUGUGCCAAAGGUUAGAUGGAGCAUGGAAUAAUCUACUGGAAGGAGUUGAAAUUCCUGACGUGGAGACAAGGCCUUUGUCGCGUAACGAAGAAAACACGACGGGAGAGAUGUAUCAAGGGGUUAAUUUUGAAGAAAUACAACGCAGUGAACAGGUACAUGCUGAGUACGACCGAACUUACGUAGGCUAUUUGAAAGUUCACAGCAUCUUGAAUUUGAGAUCUACAGUGUACAGCAAGUGCGUAAAAAUCUUGUAAUACUGACUGUGAGGUCAUAAUGCACCCUUUUCCUUUUCAGACGACUGCAGGUGGAACGAACAAUGAGAAGAGUCCAUCAAGCAACGUGAAGCAGAGGAGUGAAGAUGUCACACCAAACACCACGGAUAAUCACGUGACUGUGGGUGAGAGCAGUGGGUAUGAAGAGACUAGGGACGACUCGUACCGGGACCAGCCGAGAGCCUCGGCCAGUGAUCACGGAAAAGAGUGUUCAUUCGACAACAGCAUACCGCAUGAAGAAGGUAUGAUCAAGCUGCUGACAUGUUGGUAAAUUUGCAAAUUUAGUAGUGUCAUAUCCCAUAAAAAAAUAUUUUGCAUUGAAGAGUAAUUUGAAUUACUCUGACUCGUGAUGGGAUAAAUUCUCCCAAGUUUCUCUCAACCUGUCAAAAGUAAAACAGAGAUAAUUAUUAUACGCGUGUAUGAUUUUUUUCUGUGUUUUUCUGGUUACAUUCGUGUCAUCUUUAUUGUAGUCUUAAUUCUUGCCCUUCAGUGUCAGGAAUAAAUAUAUCAGUCAUCAGUCAUAUCAGUCAUCAUCGUCGAUAUAAAAUUCUUGCAGACUAUCUGCAUUAGAUCUGCCGCAAUAGAUCUUUUUCAAUGCAAGUUCAUAUACUUGUCAAUAAAGUGAAAUUAGAGAAGAGCAGUUUUCCAGUGUAACAUAGUGUGGUUAUAGACCUAAUUGGUAGAUGUUUUAACGCUAACGGAAAAUUCUUUCGUUGUAAAGAAGGAAAAAAACAGUGGAAAAAGACACCGAAUACUUAAUGAAGAACUUACUUUUCUUGUCGAUUCUAGGUUCACCUCGAUUUCUCUUCAUUCCUCCAAGCCGUUACAUUUUUUACGGAGCGGAAGUCAUGGAUUCUCCCCUCCCCUCCCCUUCACGACACAUACCAGGCUACCUGGACAGCACCAGCGAGGAGAGCGAUAGUGACAGUGUGGGUGAGAUAGACGACAGUGAAGCUUCCCGUGUCCAGCUUGGUGAUAUAACAGGGGAUCAGGCGGGGAACGACUGUAGUAACCUAGACGGGUGUAAGCCAUCGACCAAUCAAGUUACAGCAAACAGUAGUGAAGGUGAAAGUAACAGCGAUGACGGCUUUGGUGAAGGUGAGGCAGAUGUUGAAAAAGUACUGGAGCCCAUUGUCAAUAACGAGGACACUCGGCAGGCGUUGUCUCUCAUCCUUGGUGGGCUGAGCAGUUAUACGUGUGAAAGUGAAGAAAAUAGUCGAGUCUCGAGUUCUGAUGAUCCACUUACUGUGGGCUCAAGUGUGGCCAGCGACUCUAACUGUUUGUUAGGCGCUUCGGAGGCACUACUGGCAAAUCGUCCUUUCAGUGCAGUUACCAUGGAUACAUUGGUAACCAUGCCAAGUCAUAUGGAGGAUAAGAAUUUAGAUCAGACUGAAGAUGCAUCUCCAAAGAAAGGUGAAGAAAAUGUGUCCGUUAACGUUAACCGCGAGGUCUCUAACGAAGCCUGGACUGAAAUAAGUUCGGACUUUUUGCAAUCCUGAUAUUAUAUCAAGCUUUAUUUAUUCCACAAAACUUUCUCCUGCACUGUUAUUUAACAUUUUUCAUUAACCAUUAUAGAUCGAUUUUUUAGUUGGCUUUACGAGUGUUGUGUGACCGCCGUUUCAUGGGCUACUAAGUCUUAAAGGGGUAAUACUCUUCGCUGAACCCCGACUGUAACAGAGCGGUCAAAUGGCAACUCUGCACAUCUUGAUCCGCUCUUUCGAACAAAAUUAGGAUAUACAUUAUAUUCUAGAUACAAAGGGGCCAGUCUGGCCAGCUAAUCCUUUCAAAUGAUGAAAACCUUAGCUGGUCAUUAAUGAGAGCAGAGUUUAGCCGGUAUUUAACAAACUAGCGUUCUACGCUAUUUUCAUUGAAUAAAAAAUAACUAAUCUCUUUUCAAUACCGACUCGACAUCACAGUUUUAUUUCUUUGACCCCCCUUGCAACGGACAAUGAGCGCUAUUUACUAUAGGACAUUUACAUACAAUUGAAAAUUUACAUCGGUGUUUGUCAAUUGUUUUGUCUUGUUGGUUGGAUUCACGCCGUAAAUAGGGACAAUAACGACCUUACGAAACUACGACGGCGACGGCAACGGGAACGUCUAAAAAAGCAUUAGAAUUUGAGCAAAACAAUUCUGCACGUGCAUCGCGUUUUUUUGUACAUUUCUUUACUGUCCCUACACAACUAUGACGUGAAAUGACAAAAUUUUAGUUUUACUUGAGAACGGGAACGGCAAUGCGAUAAAUUCUACCAUGUCUUUCUGAACUCGGGCACGGUCCCCUCUCUUCAGCUCCAACCCAAGUUCCCUCAUUUUAAGUAGCAGGAUAAUCUGGGAUAAUUGCGAAAAAGUUUGAAAGGAAGCGAAGUCUAUUUUUCAACGACGUUUUUAUGGACGUCACCGUUGUCGAAUCGUAAAGUCCUAGUUAGGGACACUAAGGUGUUUGCAUUAGGGGAGUUCCUUGACUGUGAAGCAAGUUAAGAAGGCAUAUAGUACUGGCUGUAAAUGUACGUAAUAUAAUUUCUUUGUAUCCGGAGGUCCUUUUGUUGCUUCAAACCGCGGUCUAAGUUAGACUUAUUUGAAUAACCGGCGCCCUUCUUCAAACUGGGAACUUUGGACACUUCUUAUCUAUAAUGUUAUAGUGGGUCCGUUUAUGUACAAAAGUAUGUAAACAACAGUGUACAGUAUUUAUAUAUCUUAUUCCGAGAUUGCUAUACCAACCUGUCUGAACAGUCAACGCUAACAAUGUAAAUAAUAAAUAAAGUUCAAGGUGGCUGUUACAGCGUUUCUGGAAAUCAAAAGCGCGGCAACAACAAUAAAGUCACGUG
Messenger RNA from Porites lobata, 13709 nucleotides. Lineage: Eukaryota; Metazoa; Cnidaria; Anthozoa; Scleractinia; Poritidae. The record is from the annotation of a GenBank genome assembly.